Molecule: messenger RNA, 318 nt
Organism: Penicillium samsonianum
Lineage: Eukaryota; Fungi; Ascomycota; Eurotiomycetes; Eurotiales; Aspergillaceae
Exons: 2
Coding region: 1-318 (105 amino acids)
Source: RefSeq, a predicted model, not a curated record
AUGGACGUCCAAGUCAAAGUUGAAGACGACGAUCUCUUCGCAGCUACCUUCAGCCCGGCGAAGUCCCCGCAGCCAGCCAGCAGGAAUCAGAGCCCCGCCCCUCUCACUAACUCCAAGCCCAAGCAGCCCCAGAAUCAGGCGGAAACAGACCCGAGCCUUCUCCAGAUCCUAGAAAUAAACCUGGAGAUGAUCAAGGUCGCCACAAACAUUAAAGACCUCGCAGCCAAAAUUUCCACCGCGGACGAAGACAACGACAGAUGGGAAUCACAGGAGGGAAACGCAAAGUACAUCCGAUACCUCUUCUACAUCGAACGUUAG